UAUGAAUUCCAAAAAUAAAAACAACAAUAGUUCAAGUGAAGAUGAUGCUAAAGUUUAUGAGACUUUAACAAAAUUACCUCCAGCGAAUGAAUUAAUGCCACGAAAAUUGACUAUUGAUAUCGAUGUUAAAUCUUUAUAUCCCUUAAAGUGAGAAUUUAUUUUUCGAAAAGUCAAGACCUUUGCCUUAAUUCAAUCAGUUUUAUUCGACAUUCAUUGAAGAAAUUUAGAGUAUUCAAUAGCCUAUUGAAACAACAUAAUAUGAAGAGAGAACAUUACUUGAAUAUUUUGAAGAGAAUAAAUAAAAGUUGGUUUACAAACGAUUUGAUCAAUUAGAUUUAUCGAAACGAAGUCCUAACGAUAGAACAUAUUUUUCAACGCUAUUUGUUAAUUUUAAGAAGUUGAUUUAGCAUUAGAUUUAAUAGAUAAUAUCCACGAGUGUAUUUUCGAGGAGAUCCCCUAUUUGAUUAAAAGUUAAUGCCAUGUCAAAUUGAUUAAUUAAAGUUUGAUUCAAAUUUUGAAUCUGGUAAUUUAUUUUGUGCUUUCAAAAGAGAUGAGAAUGUGUAUGAUCUAAUCCUAUAAAAUGAUAUAAAUACUCGAGGCAAUACAUAAUGGUUUUUCUUUAGUGUAACUGGAGCAAAGGCAGGGUAAACAAUUUAAUUUAAUUUACUUAAUCAUGUAUGAUAAAUAAAUAAUACUAGCUUAAAAGCAACAGUUUAUUUAAUGAAGGACUAUAACCAGCUAUAUAUUCAGUAAAAGAGAAUGAAAUUGAUAAAAAAGAAUGGAGUAGAGGUGGAUUUAAUAUUAGUUACUUUAAGAGUUAAUUUAUAAAGGAAUAUCCAUAGACAAUGAGAUCUAAAUACUACUAAUUACGAUUCAGUUACACAUUUAAAUAUAAUAAUGAUAAGGUUUAUUUUGCACAUUCGUAUCCAUAUACUUAUAGUAAUUUAUUAGAAUUUUUAAAUUCUAUUCUUAUAAAUCCUGAAAAGAAUUAGCAUAUAACUAGAAAAUCAUUAUGUACAACAUUGGGUGGUAAUACAUGUGAAGUAUUAACAAUUACAUCAAAUUCUAUGUAAAGAAGAGCAUAUAGAAAAGGUGUAGUAUUUUUAGCUAGAUAGCAUCCUGGAGAACCAUAAGGAUCAUAUGUAAUGUAAGGAAUUAUUGAAUAUUUAACUUCUAAUAAUCCUUAAGCAGAAUAUUUAAGAUAGAAUUGCAUUUUUAAAAUAUUUCCUAUGAUGAAUAGUGAUGGAGUUGUUAAUGGAAAUUAUAGAUGUGGUUUAGAAGGAAGUGAUUUAAAUAGAAGAUGGAAAAAACCAAAUAAAUAUUUACAUCCAACUGUUUAUUAUGCUAAAAAAUAUAUUAAAGGAUUUAGUAAAGAAAGACAAAUCAUUUUAGUUAUUGAUUUACAUGGACAUUCAAGGAAAUAAUCAUCUUUUGUCUAUGGAUGUGCUUAUUCAUCUUAAGUUAAAACUAUAGAAAGGGUAUUCGCUUUACUUAUGGCUAAAAUGAAUCCUUUUAUGGAUUAUUCAUCUUGUACUUUUAGAGUUGAAAGUUCUAAGGAUAAAACUGCCAGAAUUCAAAUCUGGAGAGAACUUAAAAUUAAUUGGGUAUAUACUUAUGAAUGUAGUUUUUAUGGUCAAUAAAAAAAACAUUUUUAAAUCAAAGAUUAUAUUAAUUGUGGUAUUAGUAUCUGUAAUUCAUUAUCUUAAAUUGUUAAAGAUACUUCUAAAGAAUUUACAAAUUAAACUAAUAUUCCUGAUAUUCAAUAGUAAAUUCUUGAAGAAUUAGGAAAAAUGCCAUAAACUGAUGAUUAAGAUUAAGGAUCUGAUACCAGUUAAUCUGAUGCUGAAUUAUCUGAUGAUGAAAUUGUAUAAUUGUUUUAACCUAAAACUUAUUCACUCAAAUAAAAAAACUUUAUUAAAUAAUUAGAUACUAAAAAAAAAUAAAUCACUACCAAAUAAACCUUAGUCACUUAAAAAAAUAGUAUUUUAUAAGAAUCCCCAUCCAAAAACCAAUAAUAAUAAUAAGAUAAUAAACUUCCAUUGAGUACUUAAAAACCUAAAAAUAUUACCUACAGAAUUCCACCUCAUGUAAAAUUAAGAUAAAUUGAACCUAUUAAAGAAUAGUAAUUACCUAUAAUGGUUGAUAAAAGCUGUUAAACUGAUGAUUGGAUGUAUAGAUAAUGGUUAAUUCAAAUUGGAAAAUAAAAAAAAUAAGAAGAAUAUCUUAGUCAAACUCCCAAUAGAAAUAUUUAUAAGUCUUCAUCACAAUCAGCCACUAGAUUUAUUGUCAAAAACACAACAUCCAAAUUUGAUAGAGGAAGAGUUGAUUCCAUUUCCUUAGUUAAUUCAGCAAUUUAAAAAAGUAAUUUACAAUAUUUUACUUUUAGCUUCAUUUAGUUAAUAACGACAAAUCAUGAGAUAUUCAGGAAGUAACUUUAUGUAUUGA
Paramecium sonneborni is the source of this 2445-nucleotide messenger RNA. The record is from the annotation of a GenBank genome assembly. Lineage: Eukaryota; Ciliophora; Oligohymenophorea; Peniculida; Parameciidae.